AUAAAGCUAAUUCGGAUUCUGAAGAUGAAGCUGAAUUAAGCAAUAUUGUUGGUUCAUCCUCUAAAGUAUUUCAAAAAAACGCUAUUGAUUAUCUUUCGGACACAUGGUAUUCAGUUGAUGAGGAUAUAAUUAUUAAUUGUUGGAAAAAGACAGGAAUUCUUCCUGCUGCUGAAGAAGAAGAAAUGACUUACGCUACUGAAUUUCAGGAAGAAGCAAAAUUUCUUGACAAUAAUAAUCUUAAUGCACUUCUAGAUGAGUUACCUAUAAAGGAUGACUAUGCCGCCACACUUACUUCUGCAAUAGUUAAUUAUUUUAAUGAUAUUGAUCAAAUUAUUGCAACCGAAGAAGCAUUAACAGAUCAGCAAAUAAUCACUCUUGUUCAAGAUGAAGAAUAUAAUAAUGUUGAAGAUGACCCAGAAGAUUCGGUUAAUGAACCACCUGAACAAAAUUAUGAGUAA
Molecule: messenger RNA, 458 nt
Organism: Dentiscutata erythropus
Lineage: Eukaryota; Fungi; Glomeromycota; Glomeromycetes; Diversisporales; Gigasporaceae
Source: the annotation of a GenBank genome assembly